This is a messenger RNA of Cryptococcus amylolentus CBS 6039, 822 nucleotides long. RefSeq lists its product as hypothetical. The record is from RefSeq and is a predicted model, not a curated record. Bases 1 to 822 code for a protein of 273 amino acids. Lineage: Eukaryota; Fungi; Basidiomycota; Tremellomycetes; Tremellales; Cryptococcaceae. The transcript is spliced from 2 exons.
AUGCCUCAGCCAAAUUCCCCCACCCGGGCCCGAGUCGGCUCGCCACCCCUCUCAUCCCCCGACAGCCCUCAAAGCUCCAACCGCACCCUCACCAGAGGCAGCGCCAGAACGUACAUACCCGAAGACAGCCCCUCGACUUCAGAGGCGUACCUCACCGCAUCAUCUCAUAUAGACCUCACUGCAUCAUCUGCAUCAUCUCAGAGAGAAGGUGCAGGAUCUCCCUUGAGGACACGAACGACGGGGACGACAACGGCGGCGCACCCGACUGGUUCAGGUUUCCAUAUCUGGCACAAGCCUGCCGUCGACCGUCCUAGGAUGUCGACAUCAUCUUCGGAUGAAUCUAUCAAAGUCAAUCCAUUUGCAUUCCCCCACCAAGUCUACCAACAACCACCCCCUGCCCCCGUCUUCCAGCAGAUCACAAAAACGAGGCCCUCCCAAGCUACUUUCCGAAAAACCUUCACCCGCAUUCUCGGCCGUCUCGCCGUCCCCCACAGUAUCUCUAUCUCGUUUCGCCCCCCCGAAGAAUUCGAGCAGUACGUCCAAGACGUCAUGGGCAACUUUCUCCAUACUUUUGACGACUAUACGACUCAGGAAGCGCAGGAGGGUAUCGCCUUGAUGGCUGGACAGCUUGAAGCUUGGCAAGGUGUGUUGGCAACGCCUGCACCGUAUUUGAUGAGUUAUAUGAAGGGUGAGGAGGGGGAGAGGAAGGAAGGGGAGAGACAUGAGCCGCUGGCGGGGUUGAUUGAGAAGAGCUGGAUGGAGUUGGAUGGGUUUGUGCUGGUUGAGGGAUAUCCUCGUGAAGUGCCGAGGCCUUUUUAUUGA